Heteronotia binoei (common prickly gecko) is the source of this 3973-nucleotide messenger RNA. It is a transcript of the gene EPHA2, whose product is annotated as EPH receptor A2. The transcript has 17 exons. Gene Ontology annotation, molecular function: protein binding; transmembrane-ephrin receptor activity; ATP binding. Bases 33 to 2963 code for a protein of 976 amino acids. The record is from RefSeq and is a predicted model, not a curated record. Lineage: Eukaryota; Metazoa; Chordata; Lepidosauria; Squamata; Gekkonidae. Gene Ontology annotation, cellular component: neuron projection; plasma membrane. Gene Ontology annotation, biological process: protein phosphorylation; cell surface receptor protein tyrosine kinase signaling pathway; axon guidance.
AUUGAAGCCUCCGCGCGUGACUGGCCGGGCCGAUGGGCCGCGCCGGCCGCCUCCUCCUCCUCCUCCUCGUGGCCGGGCUGCUGGGCGGCUGCCGGGGCCGGGAAGUUGCCCUGCUGGACUUUGCCAAGGCGCAGGGGGAUCUCGGCUGGCUGCACCAUCCCUACGGCCAGGGGUGGGAUCUUCUGCAGAACGUGAUGAACGAGACUCUGAUCUACAUCUACUCCGUCUGCAACGUGAUGGAGGGUGACCAGGACAACUGGCUGAGGACCAACUACAUCUACCGUGGCGAGGCGCAGCGGGUCUUUGUUGAGCUCCACUUCACUGUCCGGGAUUGCAACAGUUUCCCCGGCAGCAGGACGGGCGCCUGCAAGGAAACCUUCAACCUCUACUACGCCGAGUCGGACGUGGACUAUGGCACCAACUUCCAGAAGCGGCAGUUCCGCAAGAUCGACACCAUUGCCCCCGACGAGGUCACCGUGCGCGAGGACUUUGCUGCCCGCAACGUCAAGAUCAACGUGGAGGUGCGCUCGGUGGGGCCCCUCUCACGCAAGGGCUUUUACGUGGCCUUCCAGGACAUCGGGGCUUGCGUGGCCCUCCUCUCCGUCCGGAUCUACUACAAAAAGUGCCCCCUCGUGCUCCACAACUUGGCCCAGUUCCCCGAGACAGUGGCUGGUGCCGACUCCCAGGCCCUGGCCAAGGUGCAGGGGGCGUGUGUGGCGGGCGCGGUGGCAGCAGCAGAGGAACCCACCAUGCACUGCAAUGCUGACGGCGAGUGGCUGGUGCCCAUCGGGGCGUGCCUUUGUCGCCAGGGCCACGAGCAGGAAGGGGAUAGUGGCUGCAGAGCCUGCCCCGCUGGUUUCUUCAAGCCGGACAUCUCCAACAGCGCCUGCUCAAAGUGCCCCUUGCACACGCUGCCAUCUUCUGAGGGUGCCACCUUGUGCCCCUGCCAGGAAGGCUAUUUCCGGGCCUCGAGUGACCCAGUCUCUCUGCCCUGCACACGCCCGCCCUCUGCUCCGUGGGGCGCCAGAGCAAUAGGUUUGGGGGCCAAGGUGCAGCUGCGCUGGUCCCCGCCUCAGGACACCGGGGGCCGCCAGGACAUCACCUACAGCGUGACAUGCCAGCAGUGCGGGCCGGAGGCAGGGGAAUGGCAGCCCUGCGAUGCCGCCGUCCGGUACUCAGAGGAGGCUCGUGCCAUGACCGGCACCUCCCUCACCAUCAGCGACCUGGAGCCACACGUCAACUACACCUUCACGGUGGAGGCCAGGAAUGGCGUGUCCUCCUUCAGCCCGAAGCGGAGCUUUGCGGUCACCAGCAUCAGCAUCAACCAGACAGAGCCUCCGCGAGUGACCUCCGUGACCCUUGCGAGCCGCUCCGCCACCAGCCUGGCCCUCUCGUGGACAGUCCCUCUCCGGCAGCAGAGGCAGGUCUUGAAAUAUGAGGUCACCUACAGCAAGAAGAAGGAUGAGAGCAGUUAUUCGGUGGUUCGCUGUGAAGGCAGCUCGGUGACCCUGCUGAAGCUGACCCCAAGCACCAAAUACCUGGUGCGAGUUCAGGCACUGACCCAGGAGGGCCACGGGCCCUACAGCAUGGAGCACGAGUUUGAGACACUUGAUGAAGGCUCUGAAGGCAGAAGCACUGCCGCAGUGCUCGGGGGCUCCAUUGCUGGCCUCACCCUCAUGGCGUUUGUGCUGCUGGCCGUUGUCCUGUUCAUUCGCCAGCGGAAGAAGAACUUGCGAGCACGACAGACGUCAGAGGACGUUUACUUCUCCCGGAAUGAGCAGCUGAAGCCACUGAAGACGUACGUGGACCCGCACACCUAUGAAGACCCCGGGCAGGCUGUGUUGAAGUUCACCACAGAGAUCCCGUCCUCCUGUGUCUCCCGGCAGAAGGUCAUCGGGGCAGGUGAAUUUGGGGAGGUCUACAAGGGGGUCUUGAAGCAGGGCAAGAAGGAGCUGCCGGUGGCCGUCAAGACGCUGAAGUCGGGCUCCACGGAGAAGCAGCGCGUCGACUUCCUGAGCGAGGCCAGCAUCAUGGGCCAGUUCAGCCACCCCAACAUCAUCCGCUUGGAGGGCGUGGUCUCCAGAUCGAAGCCUUUCAUGAUCCUGACGGAAUACAUGGAGAAGGGAGCCUUGGACAGGUUCCUGCAGGAGAAAGAUGGGGAGUUCUGUGCCAGCCAGCUGGUGGGCAUGUUGCGGGGCAUCGCUGCAGGCAUGAAGUACUUGGCCAGCAUGAACUACGUCCACCGGGACUUGGCUGCUCGCAACAUCCUGGUCAGCAGCCAGCUGGUCUGCAAAGUCUCGGACUUUGGCCUCUCUCGGGUGUUGGAGGAGGAUGCUGAUGCCACCUACACCACCAGCGGUGGGAAGAUCCCCAUCCGCUGGACAGCGCCUGAGGCCAUCUCACACCGGAAGUUCACCUCUGCCAGUGAUGUCUGGAGCUAUGGGAUUGUGAUGUGGGAGGUGAUGUCGUAUGGGGAAAGGCCCUACUGGGAGCUCUCCAACCACGAGGUCAUGAAGUCCAUCAACGAAGGCUUCCGGCUCCCGGCCCCCCUGGACUGCCCCUCCGCCAUCUACCAGCUGAUGCUGCAGUGCUGGCAGCAGGAGCGCAGCCGCCGGCCCAAGUUCAGCGACAUCACCAGCCUCCUGGACAAACUCCUCCGCUCCCCCAGCUCCCUCCAGCCCUUGGCAGACUUCGACCCUCGGGUCUCCAUCCGUCUGCCCAGCACCAGCGGCUCCGAGGGCACCCCCUUCCGCACAGUGGCUGACUGGCUGGAGUCCAUCAAGAUGCGCCAGUACACCGAGCGCUUUGCGGCCGCCGGCUACGACCACAUUGAGCAGGUGGUCCAGAUGACCAGCGAGGACAUCCAGAGGACUGGGGUGCGCCUCCCUGGACACCAGAAGCGCAUUGCCUACAGCCUCCUGGGCUUGAGGGAGCAGCUCAGCGCCGUGGGCCUUCCCCCGUGAGGCCGCCUGGCCCCUCCUGCCGGUGGCUCCCCCCCUCCCCCAGGCAGGACCUCUUUCCUGGGACAUACUUGAAGUGGAGGAUCCAGGUGCCAAAGGGAGUGGAGCAAGUGCCUCUCUCGCAGCUGAGCUCCUCCGUAUUUAUUGCUGUGGACAGAGAGAGCAGAAGAGGCGCCCGGCUGAGGGGUGGGUUCUUGCUGGUGCCACAUAGAGCUGGCCAAAGUGGGCGCUUCUCUCUCUGGUGCUGUCUGCUCCACCAGCCCCGCCCCCCCUAUCCUGAGGGCCUUUGGAGGUGCAAAACUGGCCCGUGGCAGGUUGGUGUUUUUGCAGAGAGACUGGAGAAGGGACCACCUGGAGCGCGGCAGAGUCCUGAGGAGUCUUCCUGGUUCCUGGGAGGCGGGCUGCUGGCAGCCUCGAGCCCCAGGUCCCCUUCACCUCCUCCUCUGCGUGGGGCUGGCUGGAAGGAAGCCACGAGCGAGUCUUGGCAGCACCAGGCCAGUCAGCAUUGAUGUGGGCUUGGUCUGCCCCACGUGUGUGGGGGGGACUCUGGGGCCUGGCCUGGCUUGUUCCUUUGAAGGUCCCAAUUCCAUUCCGGCAAGGAACAGCUGCCAGGGGCGGAGCGUGGCUCUGCUGGGCCCUUUCCUGUGUCUUCCUCCUCCCUUCGAGCACAUGGGCUGAAUCCUGGCCAGGCCCUCGAGCGGUCAAGUGUUCUAGCCCUGAAGGGGUUUUUCCGGGCCGGGCCUCCUGCCCUCUUGCCUGUUCUGUUUCUCCUCCCGCCCCAUGAUGCACUCCUGUUCUGCUGACCGUUCUGCCGUCAGUCUUAUUCUCGUCUUUUUAAAAAAGAAAAUGUAAUUUAUUUUUGUAUAUUUAUUGAUGAAAGAAAACAGAUCACCCAUUUUGCAGUUCAUGAUAACUCAUGCACAGUUUUCAGCAACACUUGCAAAAAAGUGUCCUUCUGGUGUGCCGGAGUCUUGUUCUCUGGGUUUAAUAAACGUUUAUUCUUGAAGAAAAAA